Rotaria sp. Silwood2 is the source of this 558-nucleotide messenger RNA. NCBI's taxonomy places the organism in Eukaryota, Metazoa, Rotifera, Eurotatoria, Philodinida, Philodinidae. The record is from the annotation of a GenBank genome assembly.
AUGAUCGUCACCGUUGCAUUCCUAGUUACAGAUGAUUUUCGUGUAUUGACUGUAGCUGAACAACGUUCACUUUUUCAACGUAAUUUACAUGGUCUAUUUAAUCUUUAUAGUAUAUUAAUGUUACGUGAUGCCGGAAUAUUCGAUAAUAUGAGAAAUGAAAGUAUUAUUUUACCUUUAUAUGGAAAUGAAAUUGUUCGUCAAGCAAAACGAAUUACUAGGAGAUUUGAUUUUGAUUCAACACUUAUUAAAAUUAUUCAUAUGGUUUUUGCUUUUUCUACAAAUUGUUACACAAUCAAUUAUGAUCCAUAUAUGAAUAAUGAUACUCUUCUUAUAGGUACAUUUCGUUUACUUGGUAGUCAAAAUAAACUAUUCUUCGUUUUUUCAGCACUUGUUAAAAUAAUUCUUGAUCAAAUUAUAUUCUCAACAGAUAUUUAUAUGAAUAAUCGACAUCAUCAAAUACUUGUUGAUGAUUUAGUUGAAGAAGCAAAAACUUCACUUAUUCUUAAUGAAAAAGAUUUUAUUCCAUUAUGGAGAAAAGAUAAUUUAUUCGACUAUUGA